AUGCUCCUUUAGUCACGUUUGCUCUGCAGUAUACCGUGUCAAAGCCAGCACAGUGCAGCAAUUGGCGACGCAUACACAGCAAUGGUCACAUUUGAAAGACCAUGGGCACGCAUCGCUGUGUGGUGUCUGUUGCUUGCUCUGCUGACGUCGAAAUGCGUAGCCAUCGCGCAAAGUGAGCAAUGUGGAUGCCAGGCUAAUAUUACUCUGCAUAUAUCUGAGGAAGGACGCUGCACCUGGCGUGAUAUGCGCACGAUACUGGAGGAGAACGCCGAGCUGAAGGUCAGAGUAGCAAGGCUAGAAAUGAACCUGGAAAUUGCCCAGGCUCAACUGGUCGAGUUACAAAAAGAUGAUGAAUAUCCUACUAUUGAGAUUGAUGGCGCUCGCUGGAGGUCGUUCUGGUGGUACACGGCCAAUGCAUGGCCCACGGAUGUUCUGCAAGUGGAGUAUGGUAGCUGCAAGGCGAGCGAUAGGUUCUGCUUCGGUCGAUUGCCACCUAGGCUACUUGAAGCGGAAACGGAAAUACUGGCUGCUGAUUCUUCUGGAAACAUGUACAGAUGGCAGUUUGAUGUGAACAACCCGACAGCUCACGCCGCCUGGCGAGCAUUUCAUGACCACGAGGAAGUUAAAGUUACGAACGACCAAGCAUGGAACCCCGUGGUUAUUUCAGGAACAGCCCCAAAAGCAGUGCAGGAUUCGUUCAUGUAUCGCAAGCAGAACGGGGUGGCAUCACUUAUACUUGACGACGAUAACUGUGACUGUCUAUCCACCAUCAAUAUCGGCCAUGGACUCUGCCUAGAUGCAUUCAGCACGAAAUACGCACAGGCCAAUGUGUAUGGAGUCGAUCACCUAUAUGAUACGGCAUGCCAGCCACCAUUGCCAGGCAACCAACUGUUCAUGUACUUCAAAGAACAAUCCACCGAUGUGAGUAAAUGAUCACACAGCAAUGACGUUAUCAUGGAGAUCACGCGCACGAGGGAAUUACGGCGAAUCGUCCGAUUUGACUACGCUGCGGUGAUUGUCAUGCCAAUAUCGAGACUGCAAUAGUUUGUGGCCGUGAACACGCGCUGUCACAGUUUGUCAGUUCUACGUUCUCAACUGACAAUUAUUUACACAGAAUGUACGUACCACCCACACCCACACACACACACACACACACACACACACACACACACACA
Molecule: messenger RNA, 1175 nt
Organism: Priapulus caudatus
Lineage: Eukaryota; Metazoa; Priapulida; Priapulimorpha; Priapulimorphida; Priapulidae
Exons: 9
Coding region: 82-933 (283 amino acids)
Source: RefSeq, a predicted model, not a curated record